AAGUGAGCACGAACAUCUGGUGACGAUACUGUUGUAAUUACAUAGAGGUGCCGAGUAUGGCGUAUAUGGGACGUGAUCAUCAAGGAGACGCUUGUAAAGAAGACCCGAGCAGAGUUUUCCGGGGAAUAGCGAGGAGGAAUACAAGAUGUCAGGAUACGGAGACAGGCGGGGGGGGUGACCAAGGUGACCAACGGGGUUACGACAGUGAUUGUCGGGAAUCGCGAGACUAUGGCAGAAAUAGAUGCGGGUAUGGCAGUGGCCCGAGACGAGUACCGAUGACGUGUUAUAAUUGCGAGGAGUUGGGGGAUUACGCAAGUCAAUGCCCACACCCUCGAAGGAAUACACGAUAUGGACCAUCGAGCUCUGUUGAUUCAAGGCAUGCUCGUUCAGCAUCCCCGAGGAGGCAGGAGCAAGGGUACCAUCGGAUAGUACCGACGCACGAUCCUCUGCAGGUGAAGGUAGUUGAGAUCAGUAAGAGUGUGGCAGCAGUCUGUCAGUACGUGGAGAACGAGCAGCAAAAGAAGGCUGCCAAGGAACGUAAAAAAGCAGAGAGGAAGGAAGCUGCGGAAGCGGAGGAGGCGAGACAACGGGAGAUUGAUCGUAAGAAGAAGAAGAAGGAGGAAAAGGAAAGGAAGGAUGUUGCAUUAACUGAGGAGAUGAACAAGAAGUUGGAUAUCAAGAUGGCUGUAAGGGUGGGAGAAUUACGUGAGGACGUGCGAGAGGACAUGAAGUAUGAGAUUCGCGAAGCAAUAAAUCAGUUGUUUGGAGUGUUGGCGAAGGGUAAACAGAAGGUAGGGAGCUUGACACCAACUAGGUCGGAAAGCAUCGCGAGUAGCAGCGAAACUGAAGAACUAAGCGCGAAGACUCGGAAGCUCUGCAUCAACGAGAAGCAAAAACGAGCAAAGAAUGAUACGAAGACCAUUUCGCCAAGGAAGAUGCCGGCCUCGAUUCGUAAGAAGAAGAUCCUAGCUUCCAUAGGGAUUGUCGGAAGGCUGAAGUUCGAAAAGCAGGUAAUGCAAGAGCUGAAGGCCCUGGAUGCGCUCGUCUUGCAGAACACAUGUAAGGAGGAAGGCAUUCCUUACAACGGUAAGUUCGAAGCAAUAUUUAACAUUGCGGCCCAUCGUACUCGUAUGGCCUAUGGCACUGACGGGGAGAGUGAAGAAGAGCAACCAAAAUAUGAGGAGAAGGAUCCGGUGGUGGUGGCCACGGAACCUGAUGCUAUGGAGUGAAGAGGCUUCGAGAUCUCGGACAUUUGGAAGAUCGUUGAUUGCCUUACACGUUGGAGGGGGGUGAACAAGUGUGUAGAUGCGGGAGUUGAGGAGGUGCUUCGGCUAGCUACUGUACGACUGUCGUUGGCAGGAGUCUUGCGAUGGAACCUGAAGUGUAUUAGUGCAUGGAUACGUCUCUAUGAGCAAUUUAGGCUUGAUUUUGUUAAUAUUUCGAAUUGUGUAUACGUGGCCGUGUCCCCUUUUUGUAAAUCACAGUAUAUUGGUAAGACAACCAGACAUGUAGAUGUACGUUGGAAAGAGCAUCUGUAUGCUUGUCGUGCUCGAAAACCGAAUCACCUGUACAGAUGGUUAAGUGCAUUCGGUGCAAAUAAAUAUGUUCUGAUUCC
This is a messenger RNA of Chara braunii, 1615 nucleotides long. Lineage: Eukaryota; Viridiplantae; Streptophyta; Charophyceae; Charales; Characeae. The record is from the annotation of a GenBank genome assembly.